GCGCGACACAUAGGCGGUGGGUUAUACCCCUGCGGCGGUGUUUGAUCGUGCUACACACAUGCGUGCACGCCGAAAACCCGCAUCUCGCUCUUGUUGGUUCUGCGCCACUCGGCGUCGUCUCCAUCCCUUCUUUAUAGGUGGCAAAAAGUUAAGGUAGAUGCAUCCGACCCAACCAGUCGGUUGACGUCUUUAUUGCAGUGCGGAGCUUCUUCUAUCGGCACUUGAGCUUCAGUGUCUGGCCAAAGAAUUGCCCGGAUGGCGAACAACUCAUUUUAAACAAGGAAAGCGAAAAGAAAAAGAGGGAAGAUAAAUUGGUUUGAUUAGAAAGAAAAAUGAGUUUUUUUAACGCUCUGCAACAGUACGUGACAAAUAGUGUUUCCAGUUUGAACCUUUCGCCGCGUCGCUUUUCUAGAGAGAAUGAAGAAAAAGCCGGUUCUUCUUCUUCCAGUGUCGAUCCGAUUCUUCCGCCACCUUUGACGAUGACGAAAAUGCCCAUGCCGUCGAUGAGCCGUGAGGCCGGUAGUAGAUCUCCGAGUACGGUCCAUCGUUCGUCGGCUCACCUCCUCCAGGAGCGAUCGAAAUCGCUCAAAGCUGUUUCUUCACAAUCGCAACCACCUUCCCCGAGACGGGCCGUUGGUGGACGGACGGCUUCGCUCAAAGAGUCAUCGACUCUAUCGAUUACGGUGCCGUCUGCAUCCGGCGGGGCGAUAUCGCCAUCUUCUUCGACGGCGGCUCUUGCGGCCAUUCACUCGCCGUCACCUUUGCUGUCUCCAUCUUUUCAUCACAUGGCGGGCAAGCGGAGGGAACCUAAACUUUUGCCAACUUUUGCUCUGCUCGAGGGCAAUCGUCGGACUUCUUGGCCACAAUUUGCCAUCACCGGUUCUGGCGUCCAAGAAUCAGACGGAUCGUUCUUCGAGAGCUACACGGCGCUGUGCUGGAAACAGGAGAACAGGCGACUUCAGGUUAUGCGAGAGGACGAUCAACCGCUUGUUGCACAGCCGUCGGAAGGCGAUGGCCGGAUUGAUUCAUCUCAAUUUAUUUCGUCCAAAGAGAUGGAGCAGCUUUACGUCGAGGUGCUGUACACUAUACGCCACAAACUGGGAGCUCACUCUGCCAAGUAUCCGCACCACUUUAAAGAGGAUCUCGUUCAUUACGCCCAAACGGCCUUUGGCGUUGGCCAAGAAUACCACCGCAGGUGCAACGCCAUCGCUAGUGAAGAAAAGCCUCCGAUUGUCGUUCUCAACGUGACAGUUAUCGAAGCUGAAGGCCUGGAAGCCAAAGAUCCAAAUGGAUUCAGUGAUCCGUAUUGCAUGUUGGGCAUUCAACCGGGUUGUUGUUCCGGCAACAGGGGGUCGGCCGAACAGCCGUCUCCACAGCAGCUGACACAACCGCCGCUGGACACAAUCGGCUCUAACGAGGAGUUGCCAACGACGUCGUCGGUUUCGUUGUCGACCGGUGACCAGCGACGCGAUUCGCUUGUUUCCAUGAUACCCAUCGAGAAAAUGAAGAAGCAUUCCAGCUUUAGGCUGAGUUUCAAACGUAAAGAUCCUAGCGUGGUGACGUCAACUGUUGUCGUAUCGGCCGGAGGCAACAGCAAUCAAAUUGGCCCGGCCAACCGACCGAGUCUCGGCCCUGCUUCCAGCAACACCAUCAGCGUGGUAGGCAGUAGCGUCGGCAACAACAGCAACAGUUCGAGCAACAGCUGCAUUCUGCACGGACGAGAACAGCGAGACAGCCUGCACGCCGCUCUUCCGGCCAAAUUCAUCCGGGCCACUUCUGUCAAAGGCGCCACGCUCAACCCGAAAUGGAAUGAGAAAUUCCGAUUUGAUAUCGACGACGUCUGCAGUGAUACACUCCACUUAGACAUUUGGGAUCACGACGACGAGUAUUCGGUACUGGAUGCCGUCAGCAAACUGAACGAGGUCCGCGGAGUCAAGGGCCUUGGACGUUUCUUCAAACAAAUCGCGCAGUCGGCACGAUCCGGCACCCAGGACGAUUUCCUCGGUUGCGUCAAUAUUCCACUUCAGGAAAUCCCGUCGACGGGCAUCGAAUGCUGGUACAAGCUGGGAGGGCGCUCUCAACGCUCCACUAUCCAGGGACGCAUCCAUCUCAAACUGUGGCUGUCAACACGCGAGGAUCUCGGCACUAGCGAGGAGGACAAUUGGACCGAGAUCAAACAGCAAGAGAAGCUGCACUGCGUGUUUAUCGACUUUGAAGUCUCGCGUUUCAAGAACUCUCCGUCCCAAUGGACGGGCGAACUGUCACAAGCGGCGCUGACAAUCCUUCACCAGCACGCCAUCCAGGGCGACGUGACGGUGCUGCAGUCUCAUGUGGUGCGAUGGAUAGCGUACGCCAGGAAACUGCCGGACAAGUCGCUCCAUUUUUCAGUUCUUUUCCGCAUCCUCAAUGAUUUGGACCACCAAUGGUCGUCGUUUUCUACGGAACCACUUUCACGCGAGGAAGAGGACGCCCUGGCUGAGUCAUUCACUGCCUUUAUCGAUUAUUCGUUGUCUUGCCUCCGCAAGAUCCGCUACCUAUUCAGCCAUAGAUUGUCCAAUUCUUCCAAAUUGGAAUUUCUUCUCAAGUGUUUAAUGCAACUGGAUGUAAUGCGAGCCUUCCGGCGCUGCUGCCCGUUCCACAAGGAGAUACGCGGUGAAAUCGUCGUUGCCAUUCGCAAAGGGGCCGCUGAAUGGUUCACCUCCGAAUUACAAAGGUGCGUACCCACUGACGCCAACCUCGUAACCGUCAUCAAUGGAUUGACGGUGUUGACCAAUCGCGUCUAUGCUGAUUUAACACGUUCCCAUCAAAUUUACGACGAUGUGUUUCAAAGAAUUGGCAACGUUUCCUACUUCAACAUUGUCUACAAGAAUCACAUGAAAAUGAUCACUCAAGAGUUCAGUUCGCGUCUGGAGAGCAUCCGCAGUCAUUUUCCUAACGGCCCCAAUGGCCCCACUAUCAGUACGACGGAUGGUGGAAACGGCGCCGAGACGGGCUCCGCUGAAAACGCAGGACCCCUUUUCGAGUUGAAUAUCGCUUUACAGGAUUUACAGAAGUUCCAAGAUCAUGCUCCGCCCGAGGAGAUAUCGCUCAGUCACCAAAUGGCCGCCUUAAAUUGCCACGACUGUUUCCGAGUCGUUUUGGAACAAUGGCUCAUCGUCGCCCGUUCAAAAGCAUUGAACCGGGUGCGGUCUGCAGUCGAGUUGGACUCGUUCACUAACGUCGAGCCCUACCUGAAGCAUUCAACUUCGGCAAUCGAUACGACGUCGUGCUUCUAUCAGGUUUGUGAUUUUUGGAAGCAACUGGCGUGGCCGGAACUCGUCUCCUCCUAUCCGUUUGUCUACAGUUUAGUAGAGAUGAUCACGGCGAGCGCCAUCGUUUACGCCGACCUCAUUUUCCUGCGCAUCCAAACACACGGUUUCUUCACCGAUGAUUGGAAAAAUACGGCCGUCGUCGAAGAAGUCUACGUCAACUUGAAUAACCUGCAGCAUGUCAAAAAUGCGCUGGCUUCCAUUCCGCAGACGCUCCGGGUGACGGCCAUCGUCUCUGCGGUUGACGGUCCAAACACUGCGCUGCUUGACGUUCAGAGGAGUCCAAUCUCCGGUAGAUCCAGAUCGCCGUCGGUAGUUUCCGGAACGCUGACAUCGCCAGGUUAUUUAAUGAUUGCCGGUGGUGCGAUGCCUAAUAUCAGCGGAUGUGUAGGCAUCAACAGCUACGAUAACAGCGCCAGGCAGGCUUUCCAUAAUCUGUUGGAAACAGCCCGCGAUCACUACGAGAACAAGCUUUUGCGAGUCGCUGGAUGCUUAGCCGAAAAGAUGAGGAGUGAAAUGAAAAAAAAUAUUUUUCACUUGGCUUGGUCGCCGGACUCGUUACCGGCCAACGAGGCAGCUGCACCUUUACUCGAUUGUCUAGACCACAUUCUUCUCGACCUGCAGCCCAAUCUACUGCCGGACGCUUUUCAACGAUGCGUAGCAGCCAUCUGGGACGUGCUUCUCGUUGAGUUGUGGGCUCAGGCUGAAGUAUCCAGCGGAGACAAAUUCUGCAAGUUUUACGACCGACUGCACAGCGCCCUUCAGAUGCUGCUGAAUUUCCUUCACGCGGAAGGCAAGGGCCUCUCGUUGGAGGCGCUCAAGUGCCCGACGUACCAACGGGUCGAAGAAAAAAUCUCCCUGCACAAAGCGAAAACGGAGCAGCUGAUCGAUCUGUAUCACAUUGGCCGGUUGGGGCAGCAGCAACAGCUGCAUGGCAGCGGAACGAUCGACGCUCCUUACGGCGUUCUCAACAUUCGCGUCUACUUCCACCACGACAGCUUGAGCGUCGAGAUCCUUUCCGCCAGGGACGUCAUUCCGUUGGAUCCCAAUGGACUCAGUGACCCGUUUGUCAUCGUUGAGCUCCUGCCGCGUCGCCUCUUCCCCAAUUGCGGCGAACAGCAAACCACCGUCAAACGGCGCACUCUCCAUCCCGUUUUCGACGAGUGUUUUGAAUUUCCGGUGACGUUGGAGCAAUGCCGGCAGGAAACGGCCAUGCUUCUGUUUACAGUUAUGGAUUACGACGUUUUGACGGCCAAUGAUUUCGCCGGCGAGGCCCUUCUGUCUCUCAACACAGUACCGGGAGUUGCGGCAACGCCGCAAGGGCUGGACACGUUUCACGGGCUCAAACAGAUCGACUUGGUCCUGAUGCAUCAGCCAAACAAACAUCAUCCGAUCCUGUCGGUGUUGGAGUCGCGUGUUUGGGACCGAACAGCGCAAGAGUUUGCCAAAAAGCAAAGAGAACGAGUCGUCAGCUAAAACAUGAUCGGUGGCGUCGUAAACUUGGAUGGACCCCCCCCCUUCAAAUCCAACAAAAACAAAAACAAGUGCACUCAAUUGAGAGUGUGCCAUUUUCAUUCUCCCUUUUCUUACACACAUAUAUUUAACAUAUCAAAAUCUCUCUAUCGCCUUUCUUUCUUAUCGCCAUUUUCUAUUUGGGUCCCGCAUCUAUAUUUCCACUACUUUACUGACAUUCAAUUUUAUAUCAUUUACAAUUUAUUCUAAUUCGUCUAUUUUUCCAGUAGCUCUCUAUAUCACAUUUCAAUGAGGCUUUUUGGCUUCUGACGAAAGAAUGAGAAAGUGGUUUAUCUUGUUGCCAUCUAAAAGAAUGCUUAAACUCCCACGCUUUUCCGGAAAUAUUCAAUGUAAUCAAAGAACUUAACUUUGCUGUAAGGCAGCAGCCAUUGCCAAAGUGGCUUUGCAUUCAAUGUCAGCGAAUGGAAAUCGGAAGAAAAUCCAUAAAAAAUGACUCAAGGAGAAGGGAAUCCAAACAAAAUAAAAGUGGCAGCCUCUUUUUUUCAGAAACGUUAAACCAUCCCAAUGUAACCGGUAGACACGGGGGGAAAUGUGAAAGAUCUUUUCGGGUCUUUUGUUACAGCUUAUUUCCUCGUACUCGUGUUCUUUCCUUUCUAAGUAUAGGCAACUUAUUACUUCCACCUGUCUAAUCAAAAGAUGUCCAAGCCACUCUUUUUGUUCUCCUUUCAUUUCCAACUUGUUCAUCUAUUUGUUGUAGAUGUCAGAUUUCCGAGUUCGCUGCCUUGUUGUCCGUGUUUUUGUUCUGCUCUUUCGCCAAGUUGCACAAAACAGGUUUCGGAGACCUUCAUCAAAGAUUGACGAGGUGGCAAAGUUUUCAUCCGUUUCUUUCAGGUUUUUACAGUGGGAAAGAAGAAAGUAGAUUGUUUUUCCGCGGCGUAGAAGCGCUCCAUCAUUUCGCUUGCGCUGCGUAUCGUUAAAGAAACUAUUGGAAAAAAUAAAUAAGAAACAAAGAAACUAAAGUCUGGCCGCUUGAUUGCUUACGAAUGCGCUUAGCUUCCCACCGUGGAGCUCGUUGGCAUUUUGUUUCGCUCGUUUAUUUUUAGAAGUUACGUCACGAUCGACGGACUUGCCUGAUCGAUCCGUCUGGUCUGAAAAGUAACCGAGACCUUUUUCUCUGCUUCUUUAUUCAUUACCUGCAUUCUUUUCUUUUGAAUUAAAAUCGCUAGCCCCCGGAAUAUUUAUCGAUGCUUUCUUGUACACUAUACAAUGGCCGACCAUUUUCUCUUUUGUUGAAAUGGGUCUCCAGUGUAGUUUAAUUGGUUCGCCGCAUUAGCUUUCCUAAUCGAUUUCGCAACCUCUGCAAUUUGGCGGAGCUAUCGUACCCAUAAUUCCAUUUAUACAUUCAAGUGAUUGACCACACCUACAAAGUGUCGACUUAUUCAUAUUAAUAAAUCAGGGUUGUAUUUUUGAAUUCGUGAUCUUUUAAGAGACCCGAAUUCCAAUGUUCGUGGGGCUUUUUACAUCCCCAGUGGACUAUAUGCCCCAUUUCUAUCUUUCAUUUAGUAUCUUCUUUUUAGUCAUCUUGGUUUGGUUUUAUUAUUUAAUAGUUUUGUCUGGUAUAUAUUAUAUAUAUAUAUAUAUUUAUUUAUCUUGUACUUUGGGGGAUGUGUCCUUGUCUGGUCCUAUUUCUAUAUUAUUUGAAGUCACCAUACUGUAUAAGUAAUAAAACUUAUUAAAUGACA
Daphnia magna is the source of this 6523-nucleotide messenger RNA. RefSeq names its product BAI1-associated protein 3 (gene unc-13-4A). NCBI's taxonomy places the organism in Eukaryota, Metazoa, Arthropoda, Branchiopoda, Diplostraca, Daphniidae. The coding region runs from base 333 to 4784 and encodes 1483 amino acids. The transcript has 23 exons. The record is from RefSeq and is a predicted model, not a curated record.